AUGGAUAUCGAGUUUGUAGACAUAGAUACAAAAGAUUUAAUCCAUGCAGAUGGUGUAGAAAAGUAUUCUGUUGUAGAACUGUUAUGUAUAAGUGAUGAAGAAGGUCCUGAAGCCAGCGUGAGUAAUAAAACACGAAAUAGGUUUGAGCAAGCUACUACAGACAGCGAACUAAAUAGAAGGAAAGUUGAGCGCAUUCCAGAGAAUACCAGACGUUCGACAAAAUGGGCAGUAAACGUUUGUGUAUGA
Paramuricea clavata is the source of this 246-nucleotide messenger RNA. The record is from the annotation of a GenBank genome assembly. NCBI's taxonomy places the organism in Eukaryota, Metazoa, Cnidaria, Anthozoa, Malacalcyonacea, Plexauridae.